AUUAUUUUAUAUUUUGUUUUUCUUUUUUCCUUUUCUUUUCUUCUUCCUAUUUCUCUUCUCCUCCCGUGCGCCGCGCAACCCAGAUCUUCUCCUCUUCUCUUUCUGAUCGCAGCAACCACCGGCCGUCUCCAUUCCUCUUCUCCUUUCAUUCGUGCCCAGCCGCAGCCCAGCCGCAGCCAGCCGUCGGUCCCUUCCUUCCAUUUUCUUCUUCCGUUCGCAGCCCCGCCGCAAACCGUCGUCUCCCCUACUGAAGCCGAACGACCGGUCUGCCGUCUCCAUCUCUAGUUCCGCGCGCCGAUCUGCCGAACCCCACCGCCACCCUCUCUUUUCUCCUUCGGAUCGAAAACCGCCGCGCCCAUCCACCGUCGUCCAGAUCUGCAUCACAACCGCCGCUGCUCGUGCUUCACCCUGGUAGCUCGCAGUAACCCAGAUCCGCCGCUUAUAACCGUCGGCCGGUUCGUGAAGCCAGCCGCGCAACCUUCGUUCCAACCGCUGCACUGCCGCGCGAUUCUCCGGCCACGUCUUCUUUAGCCGACCACUGACCGACCCACAAUUUGUGUUUUCCAACGGUUUAUUUUGAGGCCAACUUAGAACUCCACACAAUGGACAAGUCAUGGAUGACCCAAAAUAGGAUGUCAAGAGAAUAUGAUUUAGGAGUCGAAAGGUUCAUUAAAUUUGGGUUGAGUCAUGCCAAAGGUCUUAAUUCAAUUAGAUGUCCAUGUUUGAAUUGCGGCAAUCGUUUACUUAAGGAUGUCUCAACAGUUCGGUAUCAUCUGUAUGCCAAUGGAAUUGAUAAGAGUUACAAGGUAUGGUUCUGGCAUGGUGAAGAAUUGAACUCAGAUAACGUUGCCAACACGAUGGAAACUACAGUGGAUGAAACUGAUGAAAACGACGAUUUAUUUAAUACAGUUAAUAUGGUACAAUCUAUUGAAGAACAAUCUUUUAAUGCAUCAAAUACCUUCGACACUAUGUUUGAUGACGCGAAGAAACCCUUAUAUCCAGGAUGUAAGAAAUUCACAAAGUUAUCAGCCCUCGUGAGAUUGUAUAACCUGAAGGUUAGGUAUGGUUGGACGAAUACUAGCUUCUCUGAAUUGCUGUCCAUAAUAAGUGAUUUAUUACCUGAUAACAAUGAAAUUCCAUGUUCUUUGUACGAAGCGAAGAAAACACUUGGUGCCCUAGGACUGAGUUACCAAAAGAUUGAUGCAUGCCCUAAUGAUUGUUGCUUGUACAGAAAAGAAUAUGAAAAGUUGACCAAGUGCCCUAAGUGUGGUUUGUCAAGGUGGAAGAUCGCUAAGAACUCAAAGAAGGAAAAAAGUGGUGUGGCUGCUAAGCAGAUGUGGUACUUUCCAAUAAUUCCAAGAUUUAUAAGAAUGUUCAAGAGAUCUGAAAAUGCUAAGAACUUGCGUUGGCAUGCGAUAGAUAGACAAGUUGAUGGUGUUUUGAGACACCCGGCUGACACUCCAUCAUGGAGGUUGAUAGACCACAUGUGGCCAACCUUUGGGUCAGAACCGAGAAAUCUCCGUUUGGGUUUGUCUACUGAUGGAAUUAACCCAUUUGGAGAUAUGUCAACGACGUACAGUUGUUGGCCCAUCAUCACUACAAUAUACAACCUUCCACCAUGGCUGUGUAUGAGAAGAAAACAUUUGAUGCUGACAAUGUUAAUAUCAGGUCCAAAGCAACCGGGGUACGAUAUCAAUACGUACUUAGCACCUUUAAUUGAUGAUCUACAAACGUUGUGGACGGAUGGAGUUCGUUGUUUCGAUGCAUAUAAGGAAGAAUAUUUCACACUGCGGGCUGUCUUAUUAUGGACCAUCAACGAUUUUCCAGCAUACGGUAAUCUAUGCGGUUUUAGUGUGAAAGGAUACAAGGCUUGUCCAAUAUGUGGAGAGGAGACUACUUCUAUAAGAUUGCAACAUGGAAAGAAAAUGUCAUACAUGGGACACAGGAAGUAUUUGCCAAGACAUCAUCCAUACAGAUUACAAAAAAAAAAAUUUAAUGGGAAGCAAGAGCAUGGAAUUCCUCCACAACCCUUGUCGGGCGAGGCCAUGUACCUUAAGAUGAAAGACAUGAUAUUUUCAUGUGGGAAGAAGUGUGGGAAGACUGUGCAUAAUGAAGGUGGCAAUGACUAUUGGAAAAGAAGACCUGCUUUUUUUCAACUACCAUAUUGGAAACACUUGCAUGUUCGACACUGUUUAGACAUAAUGCAUAUUGAAAAAAAUGUAUGCAUGAACAUAGUGGGCACCUUACUUGAUAUACCAGGAAAAAGUAAGGAUGGGAUGAAUACUAGACUUGACUUGGUUGACAUGAAAAUUAGACCAGAAUUGGCACCAACGUUUACUGGUAAUAGAACUUAUAUCCCUGCGGCAUGUUAUACACUGUCAAAAGAAGAGAAGUAUCGAUUUUGCAAGACUUUGUCAGAAAUUAAAGUUCCAGAAGGUUAUUCAGCAAAUAUUAGUAGUCGUGUCUCUUUGGAUGACUUAAAACUGACCGGCCUUAAGUCGCACGACUGUCAUGUUUUAAUGCAGCAACUGCUUCCAAUUGCAAUACGUUCAGUCCUACCGAAGAAUGUGAGGUACACUAUUAGUAGAUUGUGCUUCUUCUUCAAUGCGAUUUGUGCCAAAAGUUUUUCUGUCUCAGAUCUUGAUGCACUUCAAGAAGAUAUAGUUCUGACUUUAUGCAAUCUUGAGAAGUAUUUCCCACCCUCGUUUUUUACAAUCAUGGUUCACCUUGUCGUUCAUCUCGUUAGAGAAGUAAAGCUUUGUGGACCAGUAUAUUUGCGAUGGAUGUACCCAUUUGAACGAUGCAUGAAAGUGUUGAAAAGUUAUGUUCGCAGUAGAGCUCGACCGGAAGGAUGCAUUGCAGAAGCAAGCAUAUGCGAGGAGGCAGUUGAAUUCUGUUCAGAUUUUCUUUCUGGAUUAGAUCCUAUUGGACUUGGGUCACUCAAUUCAAGGACAGAAAUACAAAGCGAUCGACCGCUAUCAGCAGGAACAUACGUUCGACCCGAUGUCCAACAACUCAAGCAAGCACAUCUUCAUGUCCUACAGAAUAGUGGAGAAGUGCACCCAUACGUUGAGUAA
Molecule: messenger RNA, 3077 nt
Organism: Cucumis sativus (cucumber)
Lineage: Eukaryota; Viridiplantae; Streptophyta; Magnoliopsida; Cucurbitales; Cucurbitaceae
Exons: 2
Coding region: 603-3077 (824 amino acids)
Source: RefSeq, a predicted model, not a curated record